This is a messenger RNA of Sus scrofa (pig), 2195 nucleotides long. NCBI's taxonomy places the organism in Eukaryota, Metazoa, Chordata, Mammalia, Artiodactyla, Suidae. The record is from RefSeq and is a predicted model, not a curated record.
GAGGCCGGGGCGGGGCGGCCCCGACGCGACGCCCCGAGUGGCGGUUGUUUCAAGAUGGCGGACGUGGCAGGCCCCUCCCGCUCGGGCGCGGCGGCGUUCUGGAGCCGGGACUUUUCUGAUGAAGAACAAUCAGUAGUAUAUGUUCCAGGAAUUUCUGCAGAAGGAAAUAUCAGAUCAAGACACAAGAUGGUGAAUCCUAAAGCUGACGUUAAACUUAAGACUUCCAGGGUGACUGCUGCUUCAGUCUCCAUGGAGUCUUUAAAAGGUGCAGGAGAUUCAGUAGAUGAACAGAAUUUCUGCAGGGGAGGAAUAAAGAGUGCAUCACUGAAGGAUUUAUGUCUUGAGGACAAAAGGCGCAUUGCAAACUUAAUUAAAGAACUGGCCAGAGUAAGUGAGGAAAAGGAAGUGACAGAAGAAAGACUGAAAGCUGAGCAGGAAGCAUUUGAGAGGAAGAUCCGCCAGUUGGAAGAACAGAAUGAUCUGAUCAUCAAAGAAAGGGAAGCUCUUCAGCUACAGUAUAAAGAAUGUCAAGAACUUCUAAGUCUCUAUCAGAAAUACCUAUCAGAACAGCAAGAGAAGCUCACCAUGUCUCUCUCAGAACUUGGUGCUGCUAAAAUGCAGGAACAACAGGUAUCCAAUAGAAGAGGCACUCUCCAGUCUUCAUCAGUGGAACUGGAUGGCUCCUACUUGAGUGCAGCCAGGCCGCAAACCUAUUAUCAAACCAAGCAAAAGCCUAAGUCUGCCAAUCAGGACCCAGCUUUAGAAGCCCUUGUGGAAUUUAGGAAUAAUUCUUUGAAACCAGCAGUCCUUCAUUAUCCCAAAGAGAUUGUGGACAAAGUGCCCUCAGAGACCAGAACAUGUAAUCAUGGAUCCCCAGGGAGAAAACUAGCAGAUUCAGUCCCUACAGAGAAAGCUCCACCAGAGGAAUUGAAGGUGAAGGAAUGCCAACGCCCAAAGGCUGCUCCGUCUAGUCAGUGUUGUGGUCAUAGACUUUCUGGAAAUGCAGAUCAUGUUCAUGAGAGCCAGCCUACAAACAUGGCCCCUCGGCAUUCCAAGACAUAUCCAGAAUCGUGCAGUUACUGUGGGCUUUCCUGUGUGUCUCCGAUGCAUGGCCAAGGGGCACUGCAACCUAGUGAAACUGAAAUCAAAAAGCAGCUCUCAGAAGAUAGAAGGCAGCAACUUAUGCUUCAGAAGAUGGAGCUGGAAAUUGAAAAGGAGCGCCUUCAGCACCUGCUGGCCCAGCAGGAGACAAAACUUCUCCUAAAACAGCAGCAGCUUCAUCAAUCUAGACUGGAUUAUAAUUGGUUAAGAACUCAAGCUGAAUUUAAGUCAAGAGAACUGGUUGCUCAUAAAGAGAUUACUAGACCCCAAGAGCUCAAUCUGGAAAUGAAUGAGAGUGACUCUGGACCAAGUUUAUUGAAGUCAAAAUGUGAUGGCUGGAUGCUUGGAACAUCACCAUCCAUCAAAAAUUAUCAAGACUCCACAAACAAUGGAGAGAAUAGAAGGGAGAAGACAGUUGGGUUUCAGUCACAUAUGGAAGAUAAUGCCCCAUGGACAUGUCAAAAGAAAGAUACAUGUUGGCCCCAAAGAGUAGCGAAUACUACAGUACUACAUAGUCUGUGGUUGAUUAAAUCUGAGGAUGCUGAAAAACUGCCCAUACAGGAGCCAACUAUAAGUCAUACUAGAAUUCACCACCAUGUUGUUCAGUGGACAAUGGCAGGAGUUAGGAAAGAUGCAUCCACAUCUCCAAUGAAAACAGGAAGCCAAAAGGAGCUCGUUAUCACAACCACGUCAUCAUUGCAACAUGACACCCCCCGGUAUGAGACCUCUCUGUUGGAUCUGGUUCAAUCUCUGAGUCCAAAGACUGCUCCCAAACUUCCACUGCGCUCCUCCGGAGAAGGUGGCUCAUGGAAUCACAGCACUUGCCGACUCAGUCCUCCGAAAUCUACCUGGAACAAGCCCAGGGCAGGCAGGACCCCUGAAGACCUGGAGGAAAAUCAAAUUUUAGAAGAUAUAUUUUUCAUCUUACACUGAAGCACAUACUGCAGAAUUUCCGUCCGAAAUGAGUGGAUGUCUUUAUAUACUGAUCUAGGAUUUAAAAUUAUUCGACUUUAAUGUAAUUGUGUCUCUCCUUUCACAGGGGCCUAUCUCACUAGCCUCCUGUGUUGCAUCAAAUAUAGAAAUCAUUCUAACAA